AUGUGCAUCAUACAAGUAACCGUCUAUGAUUGCGACCACUCCGCCCGAUCUCUCCGGCACUGUGGGAUCGCCGAGCUACGCGGACGGCCUUGCGUACUUCCUCCCCGGGCACAAGAUUUCCACCUUGGUCUGUGCCCGCGCUGCGAGCGCCUGGGCGGAAGCUACCUAGAUCCAUAUGUCGCGGUUGAUGUGCCUGUGGUGGUCGGACUCGGGUACAGAGCCCCAGUCGGUCUGCUCAAUCCAAGCAUCAUACCCGUUCAUACGGUCGUGGACAACCGCCUCACGGUAUACGAUCCGGGUUAUGUGGAGGACUAUCUCAGCCCCCUGGAUCGCCCAACGCGAACUGCACGCGGUGCGCUUCUUGCUGGCCCUGGGUAUGGGCCUUUCGGAGGUCCUCCGGCGGAUCGGGCUCCACAGGCUCCACAGGCUCCACAGGGUCGGAUGAAGAGUAUGAGGAAGAGGAGCCUGCUGAACAGGCUGCUCCUGCACAACGAGCCGCUCCUGCUCAGCGAGCCGCUCCCGCUAGGCAGACUGCGCCCGCUGGACUGGCUAACCCAAGCAGACAGACCGGGCGAUACAGAAAUGGUGGACGGGGUGGGCGAAGUGGUCAUGGGCCCUCUUUUUGAGGUUGUGGAAGCAAUCUCAGCGACGAAUCUGCCAGCUCUAUGCGCAGUGCAGGUUAACGUAACUUCUUCCGAAUCUUCAUCAUUCGCCUUCGGUUUGUUUCUUCCAGACGAUUGGAACAGCCGCUUCCUCGCCGUGGGCAAUGGCGGCUUCGCCGGCGGUAUCAACUGGUUAGCUAUGAGCCAGUCUGCAGUGCAGUAUGGAUUCGCAGCCAUGUCUACCAACACCGGCCACAACUCGACAUCGGGAGACAUCACCUGGGCGUUGAACCAACCUGAACGGAAGAUCGAUUGGGGAUACCGAGCCAUGCACGGUUCGAUUGUCCUCGCAAAGGAUAUAAUCAGAGCCUACUAUGCCAGCUCCAUCAAAUACUCAUAUUAUUCUGGGUGCAGUACAGGAGGGCGCCAAGGCCUAAAGGAGAUUCAACUCCACCCAGAUAGCUUUGACGGCAUUCUGGCAGGCGCACCGGCAUGGUGGACCUCGCAUUUGCAGCCUUGGACGCUCAAGCUAGGAAGUUAUAACCUACCAGUGAAUGCGUCGCACCAUAUUCCGCCUACGCUUUUCCCUGUGAUUGCCGCGGAAGUUCUCCGCCAGUGCGACGGCUCAGACGACGUAGAAGACGGCAUAAUCAGCGAUCCCGCGAGAUGCAACUUCUACCCCGAGGCCCUCCUCUGCGGUGCGGCCAACCAAAAUGCGAGCAGCUGCCUCACCGCGCCUCAGAUCUCUACACUAUACCAGAUCUACAGCGACUACGUCGAUACGAACCAGACCUUCGUCUUCCCAGCCCUCCCGCUCGGCUCCGAGCCGCAGUGGCCCGUCCUCCUCGGCGGCAGCAGCCCCCACCCGCUCGGUACGCAAUACGUGCAGUACUUCCUGCUCAACGACCCGAACUGGAGGUGGCAGGACUUCUCGUACCGCAUCGUGGAGCUGGCCGAUCAGCUCGACCCGGGCAACGCGACGGCCGACGACUUCGACAUGAGCGACUUCGCCGCGCGCGGCGGCAAGCUGCUGAUGUAUCACGGCCUGGCCGACGCGCUCAUCCCGUCUGGCAGCUCCGAGUACUUCUACAAGCACGUCCUGAGGACUCUCCUGCCGAGGGGCGUCGAGCUCGACCCUUGGUACCGCUUCUUCCUCGUGCCGGGGAUGCUGCACUGUGCGGGCACAGCGGUGAACGCGCCGUGGUAUUUUGCUGGCUCGGGACAUGCCGCGGCGGUGGGAACGGGGGCCUACUCGACGCCGGGAUUUGAGGAUGCGAGGCAUGAUGCGCUCUUAGCGCUGAUGCAGUGGACUGAGAAUGGUGUACCGGUGGAUGAGCUGAUUGCUACGAAGUUUAGGAACGAUACAAAUCCAGCUGCUGGAGUUUUGAGGCAGAGACCGCUGUGCCCGUAUCCGAGACAGGCGGUUUAUAGGGGUGGUGACGUGGAUUUGCCUGACAGCUGGGAGUGUCAGAUGCUCUAUAGCUAG
Messenger RNA from Coniosporium apollinis CBS 100218, 2088 nucleotides. RefSeq lists its product as uncharacterized. Bases 1 to 2088 code for a protein of 695 amino acids. The transcript has 5 exons. The record is from RefSeq and is a predicted model, not a curated record. NCBI's taxonomy places the organism in Eukaryota, Fungi, Ascomycota, Dothideomycetes.